Staurois parvus is the source of this 498-nucleotide messenger RNA. NCBI's taxonomy places the organism in Eukaryota, Metazoa, Chordata, Amphibia, Anura, Ranidae. The record is from the annotation of a GenBank genome assembly.
CCUCCAAAUCAUUGGGUUCAGGUGUUCCAAUCCCCUCCAAAUCAUUGGAUUCAGGUGUUCCAAUCACCUCCAUGGCCACAGGUGUAUAAGAUCAAGCACCUAGGCAUGCAGACUGCUUCUACAAACAUUUGUGAAAGAAUGGGGCACUCUCAGGAGCUCAGAGAAUUCAAGGGUGGUACCGUGAUAGGUUGCCACCUGUGCAAUAAGUCCAUCCGUGAAAUGUUCUUGCUACCAAAUAUUCCACGGACAACUGUUAGUGGUAUUAUAACAAAGCGGAAGAAACUGGGAACAGCAACUCAGCCACAAGGUGGUAGGCCACGUAAAAUGACAGAGUGGGGUCAGCGCAUGAUGAAGCGCACAGUGCGCAUAAGUCACCAACUGUCUGCAGAGUCAAUAGCUAAAGACCUCCAACUUUUGUGUGGCCUUCAGAUUAACACAACAACAGUGCAUAGAGAGCUUUAUGGAAUGGGUUUCCAUGGCUGAGCAGCUGCAUCCAAG